Chrysoperla carnea is the source of this 2375-nucleotide messenger RNA. RefSeq lists its product as uncharacterized. NCBI's taxonomy places the organism in Eukaryota, Metazoa, Arthropoda, Insecta, Neuroptera, Chrysopidae. The record is from RefSeq and is a predicted model, not a curated record. Bases 284 to 2365 code for a protein of 693 amino acids. The transcript is spliced from 6 exons.
UUGUUGUGCUAUUAUGUUAUAUUUAUAAUUUAAAAUAGUGAUAUUAUUUAAUUCAAUGACAUUUCUGUGACAAAUUUCAUAUUCUUUAACGUAAAAGAAAUAAUAAAAAUCUAGUAAGAUACUUUUUAGUUAAGUUAAUUUUAGUUAAGUUUGUUUAAAAAAAUUAAGUUCAUAUUCAUUUUCAAAAUUUUGGAUUGACUUAAAAUGAGGUAUAUAAAUCAUUCAACUCAAGCAUCAAGAGGCUGAACAAUAUUGAAAAAAACCUAAAAAAAAGUCUCACAAAAUGCCAGGAAAUCAUCAUCAUCGUCAUCGACUAAACCGAAAAGGCCAUAAAAAACAAAAACAAAAAAUUCCUAAUAAACCCAAAUCACCAAAUGAUGAUAAUCAAUUAAACAAUGAAAAUCCACUACAUCAACAAAACGAAAUUGUUGAUUUAAAUAUCACAUAUGAUACACCCACAAAUAAAACAAUCACCGCAAAUGAAAGCAAAAUAUUACAAGAAUUAUAUGGUGACAACGAUACAUCAAAAUAUAACUUACAUCAUCAAUCCAAUAAUGCAUCAUCAAUUGCCUUAAAAAAACCACAAACUCAAUGCCAAAUAACAAUUACUGCAAAUCAAUCGGAUCAAAAAGUGAAAAACAAACGACAUAAACCAAAAUAUAUGAAUUAUCACAAAGAUGAAGUGUCGUCAGUAGACGAAAAGAAGUAUAAAUCAUGUAAAAGUAUGUCACACAACUCAAAAACUCCAAAUAUGCAUUUAAUAUUUACAACACGAUCCUCAUUUGAUAAUAAAAAUCAACUUGAUGUUUCACCAUCGAUAACUUCCACAAAGCAGCAAAAGAAGAAUAAAACUAACGAUUUAAUGGUAAAAACACCAAAUGACAGUAAUAGUCGGAUGUAUGCAAUCUAUACACCAUACAGUAAAAAGCGACCAUUAAAUAAUAGUCCUAGCGACCAAUCAACAAUCGCUGAAGAUGAACUUGCAUCAACAAACGUUACAAAAUCAUUCACAUCAUCAUGGACUAUUACGUCACAGGCUAAACGUUCUCGUCGUGCUGGUCAUAUUGCGGCGCCUGAUAUAAACAUAUGUUGUACACCAAAACGAUUAUUUCACGAUCAACAACCACCAACUUCAACCCCGAUCACAUAUACUGAUCCACCAUCGAAAAAUCAAAUUGUUAGUGAUGGCGGUGGUGAUCCUCAUCAACGAUUAAUACCACCUAGUGCGGUAACUGCCUCGGUUAUAUCUCAAACAUUUGAGAAAUGUAAUAAACUAACAUUUACGAAUAUUUCCACGCAUUCAAUAACUGAAUAUAACGAACAAGUUAAGAUUACGAUGUCAUUAAAUUAUUCGAAUAAUGGACAAAAAUCGCAACAAAUGGUACCAGAUGAUUUUGAAACGAAAUGUUCGAGACGAUUUUCAUGGUUUAAUUCAAUUACGAGUUCGUUUCAUAAUUUCUUGACUAAUGUGAAAAAGUUACUGAUACAAGAUUGGGUUUCAAAUAUGUUAAGGAGUUCGUAUAAUAAUGUGCUGGUUAUGAAUGCCAUGAUGGAUUUUGUGAUCAAGAAAUGGGCCACGAUAACGCUAAAACGACAGUCAUCAAAUCUAGGAUCAUCAUCACAUCAACAAAUAAACACGAAUAACACGACACACACACAUCAUAAACAUAUGACGGCAGCGAUUGGACAGCAUGCUGAUUGUUAUGCACAAAUACAAAUAAUGCAACGGACAAUCCGUGAUCUGACCGCAAUCGCUGAAGAACAAAAUAAAAAAAUUGAAAAUCUAACGAAUGAAGUAAUGCAAUUAAAAUUAAAAUCAACAACGGCAACCUUUAAUGGGUUAAUGUUCGGUAGUGGUAGUGGUAGUUGUAAUAAUUGUGGACUAACAGGAACAUCAUCUAUGAUACCAGCACCACCGUGUGCACCACCGAUACCCCCACCACCACCACCUCCACUUCCACCAUUCUCGUUAAUAAAACCAAUGAAUAAUACACUGUUUAGAGAAAAGAAGACUGGAUCACGACAAUUACAACAGCGUUCAUCAUCGAUAGGCACAGAUCGACCGGCAAUUACACUAGAAGAUAUACUUAGCGUAAAAUUAAAAAAGACGAAACCAGCAAAACAAAAUGCAGAACCAGAACCGAAAAGCAACAAUGUAAAUGUAUUAUCCAAAACAAAAUUAAAACAAGUUCGAUUACGUACUAAAUCUAGAGUAAGAUCUCGUGGCGCAAGUCCAGCACAACAAUUUUUCGAUAAUUGUAAAUCAGGUACAAACAGUCUGUUAGAAUUAUUAGAAAAUAGUGGUAGAAACAUUCAAGUUCAAAAUCUAAUAACAACAAAUCAAAAUCAUUCGUCAGUAAAUUAAUUUAUUUUUG